AUGGGUAAAGUUUAAAAUUAAUGAACUAUUAGGGGUUGGUUGACUUGCAUGCUAGCAGAGCCUGUUCUCAGACAGAGGGGACAGGGAUCUGGACUUAUGCGGUGUGCUCCACAGAGGCCGGGCUCACCUUAAACCAACCAUGGCAAGCAGUCCCAGAGACCAGCACCACCCAGGCCCUUUCUCUUUAAAUAAGUAUCAUGUGUCUGAGGAGUAUGGCUUUGUCCUUCCUGCACCACUGACAGACCUCCCUCAGUAUUACCAGCCCUGGAUGCAGAUUGCCAGGCAGCUGACUGAACUCAUUGACAGCCACUCACUGCGCUCGGAAGUCCACAAGAUGCCUCAGCUGGAUACCUGCUACCUACAAACACACAGGGAGCUGAGACUGGCACAUCUGGCACUCAGCCUUCUGACAAUGGGCUACGUGUGGCAGGAGGGGGAGGAGGGCACAGUGAAGGUAUUACCCCAAAACCUGGCUGUCCCAUACUGGGAGGUUUCCCAGCGCCUGGGGCUCCCUCCUAUCCUGACGCACGCAGACGGGGUCCUGGCCAACUGGAGGAAGACCAACCCUGAGGGCCCUUUUGAGAUGGAGAACCUGGAGCUGAUUUUGACUCUUCCAGGAGGGGACAGUGUCAGAGGAUUUUUCCUGGUGACCCUGCUGGUCGAACUGGCCGCUGUCCCAGGUGUAAAGGCGAUCCCCAGGAUGAUUAACAGCAUGCUACAGCAAGACAAGCAGACUGUGCAGGCUGGGCUUAACGACAUCACUCAGGCCCUGAAGAACAUGACUGAUGCUAUCAGACUUAUGCAUGCACAUGUUGACCCAGCUGUGUUUUAUGGGAUCAUGCGUCUUUAUCUCUCUGGGUGGAAAGACAACCCCCUCAUGGCAGAAGGGCUGGUGUAUGAAGGGGUGCGCACAGAGCCACUGCAGUAUUCGGGGGGCAGCGCGGCCCAGAGCAGCUUGCUGCACUGCUUCGACGAACUGCUGGGAGUCCAGCACGAACCCGAGAGCGGUGCAUUUCUCACCAGGAUGAGGGAUUACAUGCCCCCCAUGCAUAAACAACUGGUCCAGGACAUCUCGUCUGGCCCCUCCCUGAGGCAGUAUGUCCUGGAUGCCGCUGACCCACAGCUGACGCAGGCCUUCAGCACCUGUGUGUCCCAGCUGCUCUCUCUGCGCAGCUACCACAUCAACAUCGUCAGCCGCUUUAUCACCAUUCCCGCGGCUCGGGCCAGGCAGCUAAAGAACCGGAGUGAAGGUCCUGCCGAAGCCCUGAGCCGAGCCCCCGUCGCCCUGGAAGAGAGGGGCACCGGGGGCUCCGGCAUCAUGAAUUUCCUGAAGAGUGUCCGAGACAGGACCAAAGAGGUCUCCAUCCCCCCUGCCACUCUCUAGUACGAACACCAAUGCGGUGUGGGUCUGGAAUUCGGAAAAGAACUUUUGUUAUCAUCUUAAGGUAUGGGGGGAAGAAACAAGUGGGUGCAACAUUUUCGUCACCCCCCCACUCACUUUGAGUCAUUUUACGCUCAUUUGUAAUGACCUCUUUUUUUAAAUAUAAAUAAGGUUUGAAAACGAAAAUCAUGUGAAACAACUUUAACGUCAACAUUGUUUUUAGAAGGGAAAAAAGUAAAGGUGGUUCUUUUCAAAACUCCUCCUCGAACCUUAAUCUAACCUGAGAAGAUUCACUCCAAUAUUCUAAACCUUUUCAGCUGUUCCCAUUAAAAUGAUGUGAAUGUAAUACUAAAUCACUCACGUCUAUUGCAAGCGCGUAA
Molecule: messenger RNA, 1761 nt
Organism: Lepisosteus oculatus (spotted gar)
Lineage: Eukaryota; Metazoa; Chordata; Actinopteri; Semionotiformes; Lepisosteidae
Gene: ido1
Product: indoleamine 2,3-dioxygenase 1
Biological process (GO): 'de novo' NAD+ biosynthetic process from L-tryptophan
Cellular component (GO): cytoplasm
Molecular function (GO): indoleamine 2,3-dioxygenase activity; heme binding; L-tryptophan 2,3-dioxygenase activity
Source: RefSeq, a predicted model, not a curated record